Coffea arabica (coffee) is the source of this 1032-nucleotide messenger RNA. RefSeq lists its product as uncharacterized. NCBI's taxonomy places the organism in Eukaryota, Viridiplantae, Streptophyta, Magnoliopsida, Gentianales, Rubiaceae. The record is from RefSeq and is a predicted model, not a curated record.
AUGAAACCUCCAGGAAUUACUGAGGAGCAGAUCAAACUCAGGGCAUUCCCUUUUUCCCUCAAGGAUGCAACGAAGGAUUGGUUAUACUACCUACCCGCAGGUAGUAUCACAACAUGGGCCCAACUUAAGAAGAAAUUUUUGGAAAAAUUCUUCCUUGCAUCCCGGACUGUAAGUCUAAGAAGAGAGAUAUGCAGCAUUAAGCAGUAUCCUGGAGAAUUCUUAUAUGACUAUUGGGAGAGGUUCAAUAAGUUAUGCACUAGAUGCCCACAGUAUCAAAUUAGUGAACAACUAUUGAUCCAAUAUUUCUACGAGGGACUCCAGGCGUCCGAUAGGAGGAUCAUUGAUGCUGCGAGUGGGGGAGCAUUGGCAAACAAGACACCAAGGGAAGCAUGGUUACUCAUUGAAUCGAUGGCAGAGAAUUCUCAACAGUUUAGCUUCCGUGAGAAUAACCAUACCCGUAGAGUCAAUGAGGUAGAGACGUCGUUCAUUCAACAGCAGAUAUCGGAGCUGACAUCUUUUGUACAACAAUUACCUAUGGGAAACAUGCAUCAAGCAAAUGCCUUUGGAAUUUACACAAAUGUGAGCCAUCCCACUGACUCAUGCCCUUUGUUGCAAGAGGAUGAAGUUGAACAAGUGAACAUGGUUGGAGAUGUGUCCGUGCCUCGAUUUCAGCAACUAUGGCAACCAAAGCCACAACCUUUAUCAUCUAACUCAGGAAGUUCCUUGGAGGAAAUUGUCAAGAGUUUGGUCACGACUACCACUCAGCUCCAGCAGGAGACUAGGGCUCUUGUCACGAAUACUACGCAGUUUCAGCAGGACACCAGAGCAAGUAUGAAAGACAUGGAGACUCGAAUGAGUCAAAUGGCAACUGCUAUUAAUCGCUUGGAGUCCCACGUUUAUGAGAAACUGCCAUCACAACCCGAGACCAAUCCCAGAAAUGUAAGCACCAUGACACUAAGGAGUGGCAAAGAGGUGGAGGGACUUAAAUUGGUAAAUUCGAAAAGCAAAAGUGAGGAGGCGAUAGAAAAGUGA